Molecule: messenger RNA, 1647 nt
Organism: Clonostachys rhizophaga
Lineage: Eukaryota; Fungi; Ascomycota; Sordariomycetes; Hypocreales; Bionectriaceae
Source: the annotation of a GenBank genome assembly
AUGCCCACCGUCCACCUGUUAGACUAUGUUGCCGGCAACAUUAGAAGUUUGGUCAACGCCAUUGAAAAGCUAGGCUACGAGGUCGAUUGGGUCAGAUCGCCAGAAGAUGUCGCCAAAGCAGAUAAACUCAUCCUUCCCGGUGUCGGCCACUUCGGUCACUGCAUGUCGCAGCUCGCGCAAGCCAAUUACCUACCAGCUAUCAAGGCCCAUAUCGAUUCCGGCAAGCCGUUCAUGGGCAUUUGCGUUGGUCUGCAAGCCCUCUUCGAAGGGUCCGUCGAGGAUCCAGAUGUACCAGGCUUGGGCGUCGUCCACUCAACUCUUGGUCGCUUCGACGAGACCGACAAGUCGGUCCCCCACAUUGGAUGGAACAGCGCCAAUACCGGCGGCAAGCCGUUGUACGGCCUGAGCCCAGAUUCCAAAUACUACUACGUCCAUUCGUUUCGAGGAGCAUACACACCCGGUGAGCUCGAGUCACAGGGCUGGUCCGUAGCCACAGGUACAUAUGGAAACGAGACGUUCGUCGGCGCCGUAGCCAAGGGAAACAUCUAUGCGACCCAAUUCCACCCUGAGAAGUCUGGUGUUGCAGGUCUACGGACACUCCGCGCCUUUCUCACAGGAGAGGGAGCAAAGUCUCUCCCAUCAAAUCCUCAACCCUUGGCAGAUGUACCCUUCAAGGACGGCCUGACCCGCCGUGUGAUCGCCUGUCUAGAUGUGCGAACAAACGACCAGGGCGACCUGGUUGUUACGAAGGGGGACCAGUACGACGUGCGGGAGAAGGGCGACGAUCGAAACGUGCGCAACCUUGGCAAACCCGUUGAGAUGGCCAAGCGCUACUACGAGGAGGGCGCCGACGAGGUGACCUUCUUGAACAUCACAUCCUUCCGCGAUUGCCCCAUAGCCGACCUUCCCAUGCUCGAAAUAUUGCGCCAGACCUCCCGCACUGUCUUCGUGCCCCUGACCAUUGGCGGAGGCAUCCGUGAUACUGUAGACACCGACGGCACCAAGGUCACUGCGCUGGAGAUCGCCACCAUGUACUUCAAAUCCGGCGCUGACAAGGUCUCGAUCGGCUCCGAUGCCGUCCUCGCCGCCGAGGAGUACUACUCCCUGGGCAAGAAGCUCUUCGGCAACACCGCCAUCGAGCAGAUCUCCAAGGCCUACGGGAACCAGGCCGUCGUGGUCAGCGUCGACCCCAAGCGGGUCUACGUCCCCAACCUCGACGCCACCCGCCACGCCGUCGUCGAGACCAAGUUCCCGGGCCCCAAGGGUGAGCCCUACUGCUGGUACGCCUGCACGAUCAAGGGCGGCCGCGAGACCCGCGACAUGGAUGUCGUCGAGCUCGUUCAGGCCGUCGAGGCCAUGGGCGCCGGGGAGAUCCUGCUCAAUUGCAUCGACAAGGACGGCACCAACAGCGGUUUCGACCUCGAGCUCAUCGAGCAGGUCAAGGGCGCGAUCGCCAUUCCCGUCAUUGCGUCAAGCGGAGCUGGAAACCCCGGCCACUUCGAGGAGGUGUUCCAGAAGACCCGGACUGAUGCCGCCCUGGGCGCGGGCAUGUUCCACAGAGGCGAGUACACUGUCCAGCAGGUCAAGGAUUAUUUGCAAAGCAAGGGGUUGGAAGCGCGGCAGGCUGGUGAAGGCCUGGACUCAUGA